AUGGGUGACAUAGAAUUCAUUCCAAUCUUAGAUGAAAUAACAUCUGAGGUUAACAAUUUAUUAUUUUCUACAGUGUAUUAUGGAAUUCAUUGUGAAAGAAAUUGUUUAUUGAUUAAACAUCAGACAAAAUCUUUAAUGGUAGUACUUAAAAAUGAAAAAAAUUGGAAAAUUGAUUUCUACACCAAUGUAUCUUCUCGAGAUAAAAGCAUUAAAUCAGGUUUAAAAAUUGAUGGAUGUCAAAAUACAAUUGUAUUACUCGAUGAUAAAAAUAAAAUGUGGAAGUUGAUAAAUGCUUUUGAAUUUUCAAAUGAAAAGGAUGAAUGUUUAUAUUUAAUCGAUGAAAAAUGCUUUUAUGAAUGGGUACCAAUCAAAAAGUUCAACGAGUAUAAAGUUUUCGAUAUUACAGCAACUAAAAAUGGUUUUGCAUGUUUAUUCGAACAUAAUAAGAAAAAGUUUUUGCAAAUUUUUUCAUGUACCAAUUUUAAUCUUCUCGAAGAUUUCACAUUUGAUAUGCUGAAUGCAACACUAUCUCAAAAUUACUAUUUAAAAAAUAUAAGUAGCAAUGAAUUAAAUUCUGAUGCCAAUAAUUCAUUAAUAAUAUGCAACAGGCUCGACGGAAAAGUUUCUUUGCAUACAGGAAAAGACGAUUGUUAUACUGUUGCCACUUCGAAAUGUAUCGAUUAUGUGUGUAAAAAUGUGGUUUGUAUAGAAAAAUGUUAUUGUAGUGAAUCAUCAUGUGUUGUUUGGUCGGAUGGUGUUAAUAUAAAUCAUACAAAUAUUCAUUUUAAUUUUGAAAAAUCAAAUUUUGCAACUUUAAAAAAUUUAAAAGUAAAACAUAAUAUAAUGGGUGUUAAGUUAUUAAUUAGAGUGGCCGACGGUUUGAUUGCCGUAACCACAAAUAACUUUUAUUAUUACAUAAUGAUAAAUAAAGAAGAAGAGCCAGAAGAGGAAAUUGAAUCGUUAGAUGAUAUCUUAUCGAAAAUAAUGGAUGGAGGUUUAAAAAUUAAUUCGCUUAACAAAAAAAUUGAUCUUGCUGCAAAUUAUUUGCAGUUUAAAGAAUUAAUGCAAUCAAACACUCUUAAAGAUCAGGUAGAAUUAAUAAUGGAAAACAAUAUAUUGUUGAUAAAAAUGAAUUCUGAACAUGUUUUUAAAAAAGAUUUGUGGAAACUUAGACAGAGUUCAUUUGAAAAUAAAAAAUUUUUUGUAGAAAUGACUGAUUUGGAAACCGAUUUGACACAAGGCAUCACACUUAAAAUUAAUAUUCAUUUAGUUACCUCAAAUCCGAUAGAAUUAUUUUUGAUUGGUGAUUUUGGUAGCGAUUUCAAUUUAUUAACUUUAUAUUUGGGUAAAGUAAAUAUAAAUAACUGUAAUAAAGAUAAAAAUAAAUUUGAAAGUAAUUUGUUGCAACUUGCUAAGAAAAGAAAUCCAUAUUUCAAAGAAUAA
Messenger RNA from Pediculus humanus corporis (human body louse), 1443 nucleotides. RefSeq lists its product as uncharacterized. The coding region runs from base 1 to 1443 and encodes 480 amino acids. Lineage: Eukaryota; Metazoa; Arthropoda; Insecta; Psocodea; Pediculidae. The record is from RefSeq and is a predicted model, not a curated record. The transcript is spliced from 4 exons.